AAGAUUACGAUGAUGUUUUAAGCUGAAUAUUUUUAUUCGAUUAUAACUCGAGUGAAUAUGUAAUAUUUAGGUACGUUGUUCGUGAAACAUUUGGUUACGUUUGGUAAAUUGUCACUUGAAAAAUAACUAAAUGGACAAAGAAUUUAUCUUCUGAGUGAAAAUAGGGAAGUAAAUUUCUGCAGUAGAAUGAAUUGAACAUAUUUUCCGUUGGAUAAUUUGAUUACUGUAAUACAACAUCAAACUUUUAUGCCUGAUUUUUCCGCCAUGCCAUCUGAAUAAAAUUUAUUUGUCGGUAAUAUUUAUUUCACAUCAGUCAUUUUUUUAAAGAAAAGAUGAAUUGCAUUAAUUUGAUUUUUACUGGAUGUCUACUUUUUGUGAAUACGUUGAAGAUAAACGGAGAAGAUGAAUGUAAGUUUAAUGAGCAAGUUAGCGCCGGUGCUAAGACUAUAUCACUGAAUACAUGGUCGAGGCGAGAUAGAGAAAGCUUAACAUGUACGUGGCACUUGGAAACUGAUCCAGGCACAACUAUCAACUUAUUCUUUCCAUUCAUAAAAUUUUCAGGACCAGAUACGUUAUGGCUAACAGAUGGAUCUUUGGAACAAGUGUUUCACAAUGAGGAGUUUGAAGUAACAUACGAAACCAAAACAAACAAGAUACGUUUGAUAGCUUUCGUUAUCAAUCCUUCAUCCACAUUUGAACUUCGAUAUCAAAAAGCAAGAAAAAGCUCGAGAUCCAUCGGUGAUGUAACUUCACAAAGUCUGGCCUCCUGCCCUCGUGGAAUUCAUAUUUACAAUUCUAUUAUUGACUAUGAAGAUCAUGACCUAAUUGAAGUCAAAUGUUCAAAAGAUGAAAGCUGUCUUGUUAUGAAAGAUUUCAAACUGCAAUCUGGAGGUGAACGUCUUAUAGCAGCUUCAUGUAUUCCAAAAGCGCAGUGCAAUUCAGUUUCUUGCGAAAAUAUUGUCGCCCUCGUAGCAUCUGGAUUUUACGACGUGGACUUAACUGCUUGUUCAACACAAUGUUGCGAAACAAUGGCAGAAUGUCGGCAAGCUAUGAAGAUCGUUGAAAACAUAGGUGACGAGAAAUGUACCAAAAACAUUCAUUUAGUUGAAGCAGGACGAAAGUGUAGGAAACCAUGCUCGUCGAAAUGGGACUGCAAGGCGAAAUCGAAAGAAUGUCUUUGUGAUGACCACUGUGGUCGAUCUUGCUUCAAUCCAAAUGCAGAUUGUUAUCUUCCCUCAGUCUAUUAUCCAAAAAUUGCUAAAUAUUAUGGAGAUAGACGACAAAAAUUACAGUACGAUUGCAAGGAAGGUUAUUAUAUUUACGGUGACAUAUUCCAGAAAUGCAGAACUGAUAGAAAGUGGUCUGGCAUUGAACCAACGUGCAUUCGUGGAUGUAAGCCCCCGACGAACAUCAUCCAUCACUCACUUGCAAUAUCACUAAAACUAGGAUAUGAUGUCGGAGAUGUUGUUCACCACGUUUGUGAAUAUGGUUACAUUCUUCUCGGAGAUUCAAAAAUUAAGUGCAAUGAAGAUUACACUUGGUCUACACCUCGGCAUAGUUGUGUGGAAAAUAAAUGUGGAACACCUCCAAAAUCUUCCGAUAAAUCAAUAUCUGCAGAUUCACCAACAAUCGACACGUCUAAAAGCGGAAUACUGCAAGCUCAUUAUAAGUGUGCAGAAGGAUACAAAAAUGUAGUGAAGGAAGAUUAUGCGUUCUGUCAGGAAAACGGCGUUUGGUCAAAACUGAAUAUCGUUUGCCAAAGAGUUGCAAAUUGUCCCAGAUUGACAGCAAAUCCAAAUUCCGAAAUGACUGUUUCGAACAACAAAUUUGCAACUUUUUUCUGUAAAUCUGGAUAUCGACUUAUUGGGAGUAGAAUAUUGAAAUGUGAAGAAGGUGACGUCUGGUCUACCAGUGCGCCUACAUGCGAAGCAAUACAAUGUCCGGAACUUACACUACCCUCCAAUCUUGUUGCCUCAUACUCGCGGACAGACAGACUUCGUUUAAUAAAUUCCACAGUUACUUUUAACUGCGAAGAAAAAUAUAUUCUAUUGGGUGAGAAACAAAUAUUUUGCAACGAAGCUCAGAAAUGGUCAGCCGAUGUUCCUUCGUGCCGUGCACGCCCAGAGAGGAAAUGCAUACUUGAUCAAUUCUAUUUGAAUAACCGAGUCACUGUUGAAAACUACGACGACAAGAAAGAAAAGAUUAUCAAAAAGAAAGGAGGAAAAAUAAAUCUGAAAUGUUAUGAUCGGAUAGUGAGGUCCAUAAGAUGUCGCGAUGACGGAAGGUGGUCAGUAGAUUACAGUAAGGUACAAUGUCGCUCUACCACUGCUAUACCAACUACUCUUUCUACAGUUACUACUACUCCCACGACUACCACGGACAGUUCACGAAUAUUUGCAGGACCUAGCAGAACUAAAUGCAAACCAUUAACAGCGCCGGAAGGAUCCAACAUGCGUCAGUAUCGAGAUGGAACUUUCAUUGUUAUAUUUUGUAAAACCGGUUUCCAAUUGCAAGGAGCAUCUGAGCUGAAUUGUCAGGAUAACGGUGAAUGGUCUGAUCAGUUGCCGAAAUGUUUAGAGCAAUUUUGUAAUCUGCCACCUUAUUCAAAGAGUGUCCAAGUUAUAGAAAGCAGUCUCCAAGGUGACAAUAUUUAUGCAAUAAGAUCCACAAUAACAUUCAGAUGCAAAAGGCAAGCCUUGCAUAUGCACGGAUCGAAGACACUGAAAUGCGUUGGGAUGAACGUAUGGGACAAUCCCACACCAACAUGUGGAUGUCCGGAACUCAUCAAUCUAUCCAAAUAUCUCACAGUUGAAUACAGUUCAGCAAGCACAUACGCAAGGUUUUCCUGUCAAAUAGGCUUCAAAAUAUUAGGAUUCCGAACUAUUUGGUGCGGAGCUACUGGUCAAUGGUCAGGGCCGCCACCAACAUGCAAAGACAGAGGUUGCGUACUAGAUACCUAUUUACUUAAAACUGGCGUUCAACUGCAAGGUCAUAAAGACGACGUUGCUUUUAUCCAAUUUUCGACAGGAGAUGAGGCUGUUCUGACGUGUUCUGGAUACGAAGUAGCUACAAUCACUUGCAAACCUUUUUCUACUUGGUCACUGGACUACGUUGACGUGACAUGUGACGAUGCCAGAAAAUUAAGCAUUCCGCCUCCAUUUCCACCGCCACCUUUGCCAACAAAACCUAAAACAAUUGAUUACACAAAAUGUGGUAUCGCUGGUGAUGUUGAUCGUAUAGACAAAAUUAAAGUGCUUAGAGUAAUUGAAGGAACAAAUGCAAUAGAAGGUGCAUGGCCAUGGCAAGUUGUUGUUCUAAAAAAGAAGUCUACAGUCAGUCAGACUUUCGACAACGUUCGAGGUGGAGCGUCCAUACUUAAUAAUCGUUGGCUGCUGACAGCAUCUCAUAUUUUCGAUUCAGCAAAACGAAGAGAGAAGAAUUGGCAAAAGAAUUUUAUAUUUGCAAUAGGAAUAACUGAAAUUCGAUUAGUUGAUGAGCAAGUUGGAACUGAAAGAUACUAUGAUGCGGAUAAAAUUAUAAUGCAUGAAAAGUUUACACUACAUAAUAUGAAAAACGAUAUUGCAUUAAUAAAGCUGGGAUAUAACUUAAUUAUCAAAAAUGAAGAUUUUAUAAUCAAUUCAGUAGGAGUAUUAGUAUUUAAUGAGGUUAUUCGACCAAUAUGUAUACCGUGUAUAAACAACUGCAAAGAUUCUCGAUUUUCUUCCUCUAAGUUUGACUCUGAUGAUUGUGAUAAACAAGGUGAAAAAUACAAGUUAUCGGGUACGGACUUUAACAAUUUCAGUCCAUCAGUAGUUACCGGUUUUGGACAUACUACCGAGCGAACACCGGACGAUUUCUCAGGAAUUAUUACGUCAUUAAGACUUCAGCAAGGAGCUUUGGAAAUUAAAAAUACUACAUAUUGCAAAGACAGGCUGGGUGUUAUGAGAAGGACGUGGGACGGUGCUCCAGAUUUUGUUCCUGGCAUAUUUUGUGCAAUUAAUUCUAAGAAAAACGUGGAUUCGUGCCAAGGCGAUAGUGGUGGGCCGCUCGUGAGAAAGAUCAAAUCAAAAGAAGGAGAGACGUGUUGGUAUCAAGUUGGCAUCGUCAGUUGGGGACUCGGCUGUGGUGCAAAGGUCAACGAUGUCGCCUAUCCAGGGUUUUAUACGGAUGUUUUCUAUUUCGUUCCUUGGAUACUUAACACAAUUGAGGAAAACACUUAGUAGUAGCAGCGCGCACCAGAAAUUCAAAAAUUAACAACUUUAAAGAUGCUAUUAACUUUUAUAUCUAUUGACUGUCAUGCUGUCAGGCUGGAAUAUUCAAGCUGUUUAAUGUCAGUGUACAUGUGCCAUAAUGUUUUUCAGACCUUCGGUUAUGAUACUUCGUCUCAGUUUUCCUGAUCGCAUUGACAAGAACUGCCUCAAGUACCUCGUCAAGUGGUGUUCACCAACGCGGUAUACCACGCUAUAAUUGGACACGAAAUGGACACAACGAUCGUUUCAAUAAUAUGUUGUUGUUGUUCUUGUUCUUUGACACAUUUUAAAAAAGUCGCUUUUCUCUUUGAUUACUGGACCAAUUGCUUUGAAAUUUUCA
Molecule: messenger RNA, 4590 nt
Organism: Styela clava
Lineage: Eukaryota; Metazoa; Chordata; Ascidiacea; Stolidobranchia; Styelidae
Biological process (GO): proteolysis
Molecular function (GO): serine-type endopeptidase activity
Source: RefSeq, a predicted model, not a curated record